Messenger RNA from Malus domestica (apple), 697 nucleotides. RefSeq names its product protein yippee-like At4g27740. The record is from RefSeq and is a predicted model, not a curated record. Lineage: Eukaryota; Viridiplantae; Streptophyta; Magnoliopsida; Rosales; Rosaceae.
CUUUUCAUCAACCAGCCUUAUCCUUUUCAUCACCCUCAUCCAUUUUUUCCAGCUGAAACACUAUUUCCGGUCAACUCUCCAAACUCUACAAAUCUGCCCCCCCCCACUCCUUAUGCUUCUUCAAUUUUUGGGAGCAUAAUCUCUUCAUACUCCUCCACUUUAAUGGCGGAAUCCGGCGGCGGUCCCUUCUUCAGCUGCAGAAGUUGCCAUAAUCCUCUUGCUCUUCGUGACGACCUCAUCUCCAAGAAAUUUCUGGCAAAAUCAGGGCCGGCAUACAUGUUCUCUCAUGCAAUGAACGUCAUUGUGGGACAAAAGGAGGACAGGAAGCUCAUAACUGGUGUUUUCUCAGUUGCUGACAUCUAUUGCAGCAACUGCGGCCAGGUCUUAGGUUGGAAGUACAUUCGAGCUUAUGAGCAGACUCAGAUGUACAAGCAAGGGAAAUUUAUAAUCGAGAGAGCAAAGAUUUCUAAGCAGUACCAAUAAAUCCCCCCAUGACGCAUGACAAGAGUCGGUGUCGUGAUCCUUUUACUCUAUAACUUCCGCUAAAAUAAUUCGAUUUUCGAAGGUUUACGAUCGUUUGGGGAUAAUUUGUGCUUCUUCUUGUUGAUUCUCUGCAUAUGUUCAGCAGAAACUAAUGUUAGUAAUAUAUGGACUUGAAGGUUGAUGAACCCCAUUGGUGAAGUUCUUUGCUUUCAUA